Messenger RNA from Arachis ipaensis, 756 nucleotides. RefSeq lists its product as uncharacterized. The record is from RefSeq and is a predicted model, not a curated record. NCBI's taxonomy places the organism in Eukaryota, Viridiplantae, Streptophyta, Magnoliopsida, Fabales, Fabaceae.
AUGAUUACUGGAUUGGCUAUGGAAGUGGGUGAUGGAAGACGUACUCGGUUCUGGGAGGAUGUCUGGAUUAUGGGAGGGUCUUUAAAGGAUCGAUAUCCAAGGCUUUUCUCUGUUUCAAACCAAAGAGGAUCAGUGAUUGGGGAUUGUGGGUUUUGGGAUGGGUUAACUUGGAUAUGGAACUUUCAAUGGAGGCGUGAGCUAUUCCAAUGGGAGUUGGAACUAGUGAACCAGCUUCACAACACCUUGAGAAUAGUCAAACUUGCACUUGGGAGAGAGGAUAGAGUUGUGUGGAAAUAUGAUAAGAAGGGAAUUUUUUCUACUAACUCAUUUGUGCAGAUGUUGCAGGUAGAAAUGGCUCCGGAGGAUAUCUCAAGCUACAACUUUACUAGGUCAAUUUGGAAAGGCCUUGUCCCUCCUAGGGUGGAGUUAUUUGUUUGGUUUGGCUUGAUUGGCAGGGUCAAUACAAAGGAGAGAUUGCGUCGGUUCGGGGUUUGGUGUGCUUGGAUAUCUCAUGUUGGUUUGCAAUGGAUAUACCCGGGUACAGUCAAGGAACACUUCCAGAGUUGGACCGAGGCAUCAAUUAAUAAGGAGGAGCGCAAGAGUUUGAUGGUGUGCUUCUGUGCCAUUAUGUGGAACAUUUGGUUGGAACGAAAUCGGAGAAUUUUUCAGAAUAAAGAAAAAGGUGUUGAGGAGAUUAUCAACUUGUCUGUUCAGAGUUACACUGAGUGGUUAGGUGCUGACCCCUUUAGUUGUUGA